UCAGAGGGAUAAGGGAAAUGACAGAGACAGUAGCAGAGCAAGAAAGAAAUAAAAGCUAAAGCUUUAGAUAUUUUCCUUGUUUAGGGUUUUUGGGUAUAUUCUCUUUUUCUCUUUCUUUGGUUUAUCUCUAAAACCAUGUCACUUUUGUCUCUCUUCCCAAUAUUCAGUAGUAACCCAACAAUUCUUCACUCCCCACUUCACACUGUUGCUCAGACAAGAACCAAAACUAGCCGUUUUGUGGCCUUAUCCACUCACUCCAACGCUAAGAUUCUUAAGCCUAACAGAAAGUCAAGGUAUGGACAGCAACUGUCUCUGUAUGAUGAUAGCGAAGAAGAAGAAGAAGAAGAGGAAGAAGAAGAUGGGGAUGACGUGGAAAAAGAUGAUUGGUUGGUUGAUGAUGAUGAUGACUUCGCAGAAGUUAAGGAAUAUGAUGUCAAUGGAAAGAGUAAUAGGUCACAGAAGGGGGUGAAUACAAAACAAGGCAGUCAGAGAUCACCAGUUACAGGCAGGAGCAUAGGAUCAUUUAAAUAUGGAGGAAGCCUUCGAACUGCUGAAGAACAAUUAGAUGUCAGAAAUAGAAGAAAUAUUGUAGGGAAGAGUAUUACCAGUAAUCCUUAUCGUAAUUCCUACAAUACUAAGGAAGUUAAUUCAUUUGAUGGCAGAGAAAAGCAUAUGACGAAAAGUUCCAUGGAGAAUAGAUAUCAAUGGCUAUCUGAAGAAAUAGAGUUGGAUGAGAAAUGGCUCCCACUUCUUGAUUAUCUAAGCACAUUUGGGUUUAAGGAAUCUCAUUUUGUCCAAAUGUAUGAGAGGCACAUGCCUUCCCUUCAGAUAAAUGUAUGUUCUGCACAGGAAAGGUUGGAAUACUUGUUGAGUGUUGGUGUCAAACAGAGGGAUGUCAGAAGAAUUAUUUUGAGACAACCACAAAUUUUGGAAUAUACUGUUGAGAACAAUUUGAAGUCCCAUGUCGCUUUCUUGAUGAAUUUGGGUAUCCCAAGUACCAGAAUAGGACAGAUAAUUGUUGUUGCUCCAUCCCUUUUUUCUUAUAGUGUUGAGAAGUCACUAAAACCAACAGUGAGAUACUUGGUUGAGGAGGUUGGCAUUAAUGAAAAGAGUAUAGGUAAAGUUGUGCAACUGAGCCCUCAAAUUCUGGUUCAGAGGAUUGACAUAUCCUGGAACACUCGCUAUCUUUUUCUUUCAAAAGAAUUGGGAGCACCAAGAGACAGUAUAGUCAAGAUGGUAACAAAGCAUCCUCAACUCCUUCAUUACAGCAUUGAUGAUGGAUUACUACCUAGGAUAAAUUUCCUACGGAGUAUUGGAAUGCAUAAUUCUGAAAUCUUGAAAGUCUUGACUAGCCUUACACAGGUAUUGUCCCUCUCACUGGAAGAUAAUCUAAAACCAAAGUACUCAUACCUGGUUAAUGAGCUUCGCAAUGAGGUGAAGUCCUUGACCAAAUAUCCCAUGUACUUAAGCUUGUCCUUGGAUCAGAGAAUUAGACCACGUCAUAGAUUCUUGGUAUCCCUUAAGAAAGCUCCAAAGGGGCCAUUUCCUCUAAGUUCACUGGUUCCAACUGAUGAAAGCUUUUGUCAGCAGUGGGCUGGUACUAGUGUAGAUAAAUAUUUGGCAUUUCGGCAGAGGUUGCUACUCAAGGAUUUUGCUAAUAAAUAUGAAAAAUGAGGAUAAUAUAUUUUCCCAUGUUUGUUCUUUGUUUAUACUAUCACAAGUUUUGUAGUAGCAGAGUGAUCAUUCCCCAAUUUAAGGCACCUAUAAAGCUGGUCUUGUGGAACAGUUCCGGAAGUAACAUUAGCCCUUGAGUUGAUCCAGAUUUUUGUUUAGUUCACUUGGCAUUUAAACUUUCACUUGGAGGCAUUCAGAUGAUAAUAUCUUACUAACUGCUUGGAUCGAAGAGAAAAAUAUUUCAAGUAUAGUAUAUAGCAAUAAGGCUUGUGCAUCCUGAUUGCAUUUCAUCAAAAAUACAAUUGGAAGUAGCAAGUUGUAUAAACUGCAAGUUUUCCUUAACUGAAGGACAUCCCUCCCUUGCAAAAUAUAAUUAUUUUUUGCCCCCUCCAGUACGAGAUAUAAUCAUUUUUGUUUCUCUGUUGAAUGUAAAAUUGGCUGGAUACUUGGAUAAGUGUAAAUAUGCUCUUCCAAGUUGCUCCAUCUCAUGUUUUAUAUGUGUAUCCUUACCUGGCUGCUAAAGCAUACCUUAACCUUUUCUAUGUUAUGCCAAAUCACCGAUUGUUUGUUCAUGGCCAA
Molecule: messenger RNA, 2253 nt
Organism: Pistacia vera
Lineage: Eukaryota; Viridiplantae; Streptophyta; Magnoliopsida; Sapindales; Anacardiaceae
Product: transcription termination factor MTERF9, chloroplastic
Exons: 7
Coding region: 136-1674 (512 amino acids)
Biological process (GO): regulation of DNA-templated transcription
Molecular function (GO): double-stranded DNA binding
Source: RefSeq, a predicted model, not a curated record